UUUGUUUCCUUCUCCUAUCCGAAAAUUCUACGUAGUUAAAACCCUCUUCCAAACUGGAGAAGCUAGAGAGAAAUGGCCUCCCACUUGUGCUGCAAUCUUCCCCCGACGCUCCAAAUUCAUCAAUCAGGUUCUACAGCGAAAAACAACUAUUCACCAAAAAUAUGGCUAGUAGGUUCCAGAAUUAUCCUAAAAAACAACACUCUAUCUCUUCAGUCAUCAUAUCUCAAACCUCACAAAUCAAAUCGCCGCCCCAUCGCGGCCACUGUCUUGUCUAGCCUUCCCACCGCGACACCAAACGGUAUUGCUUCAUCUCUCAAAUGGUCAUGUAGAGCGAUAAAGUCAUUUGCUAUGGCUGAAUUGGAAGCCAGGAAGUUCAAGUAUCCAAAUACUGGAACUGAAGCUCUUCUCAUGGGGGUCUUGAUUGAGGGUACAAGUGAGGCGGCAAAGUUUCUAUGGGCCAAUGAAGUAACACUCUUCAAGGUGCGUGAAGAGACUGUUAAGUUACUUGGAAAGGGUGACUUGUACUUUUUCAGUCCUGAGCAUCCUCCUUUGACUGAAGCUGCUCAAAGGGCCAUCAAUAAGGCUAUUGAUCAGAAACUAAAAUCUGGUGAUAGUGGGGAAAUUACAACAUGUAAUUUGCUUCUUGGCAUUUGGUCGGAAGUGGAUUCUGCUGGUCACAAGAUAAUGGCUGCCCUUGGCUUCAAUGAUGAUAAAGCCAAAGAACUAGAGUCAUUGAUUUCUAAACCUGGGUUUGUAGCUGACUGAUACCUACACUCACAUUUAAUGUCUCCAUUGAUGCAAUUCUUUAGAUAAGAAGUUGGAUCAGUGAUUCAGUUCUAAGAUUUUGAUUGAGAUUACUCAUACUUUCAUAUUCACAUGCUCGGAGCCUUGUUAGGACUUAACAAUAGUUUGCAUUAGGCCUUUUGACAUUGCACUCUCUUGUACAAGUUCUCCAGUGUCGUGCAUUUUAGUUGAAAUUCCAAAGGCAUCAGUGUUUCAAAGGGUGAAUUCAUUUUGUAAUAACUUUAAAAAGGACAUCUUCUUCGGUUCA
Molecule: messenger RNA, 1051 nt
Organism: Mangifera indica (mango)
Lineage: Eukaryota; Viridiplantae; Streptophyta; Magnoliopsida; Sapindales; Anacardiaceae
Product: ATP-dependent Clp protease ATP-binding subunit CLPT2, chloroplastic
Exons: 5
Coding region: 73-765 (230 amino acids)
Source: RefSeq, a predicted model, not a curated record